AUGCGCAGGGCAUCAGCACUUGCGGUGCUGGUGGUAGUGAUGCUGCUGGCGCGGACGGACGGCGUGCUGGGCGGUGGCAAAGCACCCGACACGCCUGCAGCAGCAGUCAAGGCGGCGCAGAAGCCGGCACCGAAGCCGGCGGCGAAGCCGCCGCAGAAGCCGGUGCCGAAGCCGGUGCCGAAGCCGGCGCCGAAGCAGGCACUUGCGGCCGCCCUGUUGGUGCCGCCUCCGAGCACCUGCGUGGCCAAGCUCGCGGCCGCCGCGAGCGAGUGCAGCAGCUGCCUGAACAGGGCGAACAAGGUCGCUUACAACCGCCUGGACCGUGUGUUUGGCAUGCGCGGCAACAGCGCCUUCAGGCUCGACCUGACCCGAUUCUUCAGCCUGGCGGUGUCUUUCACCCAAGACACCGUGAAGGCGCCGGCGCCCUGCUGCAAGGUGGCGGCGGAGGUUUUCAGCCAGCAGUUCCAGAGCCAGUGUGCCUGCCUGCCCGAGGUCGUGGCGCACACCAAGUGGUUCGACAAGGAGCUUUUUGACUAUUACUUCAACUUCCUCACGACCAGCUGUGGCCUCGAGGGCCCCAACGUGGCCCCCUGGAACGCCUGCGGCCUCAACACCGCCGGCUUCAUCUACAAGGCGCAGGAAAAGGCGUUCACGAUCCCCGACUGGGUCGACCAGAUCGUCGCGUCGGGCAGGGGCGUCGCCCAGGCCGCUGUAAGCACCGCCGUCGCUGUGUCGACGUCGGCCGUUAGCGCCGCGACCAGCGUCGCCGGCACCGCCGCGGGCAGCUUCGGAUCUGCGCUGACCGGCGCGGCGGGCGGCGUCGGGUCGGCGCUGUCCGGCGUCGUCGGGGGCGUCGGGGGCGUCGGGCCGUUUGGCAGGCGGCGGCGGAUGCAGGAGGGCCAGUGCAGCGCCGGCGGCGACGGCGUGCGGGUGGCCCUCAACAAUGCGUCGGUGGCGUUCUACUUCCUGUGCCCUCCCGGCAAGGGCUUCUGCAACAACGGCAACUGCGUGUACGGGCGCACCCCCGCGGUCGGCAAGGGGGAGUGGGCGACCUGCGCGCCUCUGUCUGGCUGCCCCCAGUUUGACAUCUCCCUCGGCCCGAACGGCUGCUUCCCGGCCGCCGCGACGGCCCGCGUCGCCGGCGGCGGCGCCAAGCGGAUGGACGAGCUGCGCGUGGGCGACAAAGUUCUCGCCGCGAACGCCGCCGGGAAGCUUGAGUACCAAGACGUUUACUUUUUCGGCCACAGGGACGCGUCCGCGGCGGCCCAGUUUGUGCGGCUCGAGCUCUCAUCGGGCGCGGCGCUUGAGCUGACCCCCGAUCACUUCGUCCCUGUGCUGCCCGGCGCCGGCGCGGCCGCGGGCGCUGCCGCGCUCGCCGCGGCGCGCAUGACGCACGCGCGACACGUGAGGCCGGGCGACCGCGUGCUCGCGCUCGCGCCGGGCGGCGCGGCGCUGGAGGAGGCGACCGUGUCCCGCGCGGCGGCGGUGGCGCGCGAGGGGCUGUUCAACCCCUACACCCUCGGCGGCAGCAUCGUGGUUGACGGCGUGCUCGCGUCUGCGCACAGCGGCUGGCUGGUGGACGGCGCGUUCGCCGCGGCGGGCGCGUCGCACCUGAUGCCCGCGUUCUUCCAGGCGCUCUUCGCGCCCCUGCGCGCGGCGUACGCGGUCGCGGGGCCGGAGUUCAUGCAGCGGUUUGGGGACGCGCUCGCGCGCGCCGCGCUGCGGUUAGAGGCCACGCUGCUGGCCAGCGGCGGCGGCAGCGGCCCCGCCAUCCCAACGGCCGCGGCGACGGCCGCGGCCGUGGUCGCCGGCGCGUCGGCCGCGCUGAGGCAGCGAGCUCGGGCGUGA
This is a messenger RNA of Monoraphidium neglectum, 1848 nucleotides long. RefSeq lists its product as hypothetical. Gene Ontology annotation, biological process: intein-mediated protein splicing; protein autoprocessing. The transcript has 5 exons. The record is from RefSeq and is a predicted model, not a curated record. The coding region runs from base 1 to 1848 and encodes 615 amino acids. NCBI's taxonomy places the organism in Eukaryota, Viridiplantae, Chlorophyta, Chlorophyceae, Sphaeropleales, Selenastraceae.